GCUUUGCUUUGGUUUGGUUUGCUCUUUGCCUUGCCUUGUAUUCCUCUCGCUCUCUCAAUUCAGAGUCUCAACGCUCCCUCUUUCCUAGGAGGGGGUCUGUCUGCAUCGAAAUCUCCUCCUAUCGGAUUCGCUUUCACUCAUCUACCAUGGCGACGGAGUCUUUUACCGACAAGGAAGCGAUUUUCAGGAAGCUGAGAACCAAAUCAGAGAACAAGAUGUGUUUUGAUUGUAACACCAAAAAUCCGAAUUGGGCAUCUGUGACUUAUGGGAUCUUUUUGUGCAUUGAUUGCUCCGCUGUUCAUCGGAGUCUCGGUGUUCAUAUUAGCUUCGUGAGGUCUACGAAUUUGGAUUCAUGGACUCCAGAACAGUUAAAAAUGAUGAGCUUUGGAGGAAAUAGUCGUGCUCAUGCUUUCUUCAAGCAACAUGGUUGGACUGAUGCUGGAAAAAUUGAGGCAAAAUAUACUUCCAGAGCUGCUGAAUUAUAUAGGCAAUUACUCACAAAAGAAGUAGCCAAGAGUGUAGCUGAUGAAGCUGUUUUGCCAUCAUCACCCAAGGCCUCUCAAUCAACAGAAUCUUCUAAUGGUGUUUCUCAUGUGAAUACCACGGAACCACCAAAAGAAAUCGUGGUGGAAAAACAAGAGACUUCUCAAAUCUCUUCUUCACCCAAGAAAUCUCAUACUGUAACCACUAGUACUGUUAAGAAGCCUCUUGGUGCAAAAAAGGCUGGUAAAUCUACUGGCCUAGGUGCUCGAAAACUGACCAAUAAGGCAAGUGAAAACCUGUAUGACCAGAAACCUGAGGAGCCACCUGCCCAGGUUAUCACUUCAAAGAGCAGCAUCCCAGCAGCUGGUUCUGGUUCUGGUUCAUCUUUUACAUCUCGUUUUGAGUAUGUAGAUGAACCUAUUAAUCAAACGAAUUCUGGGGAUAGUUAUGUGAUUAACCACAUUGCUCCUCCAAAGUCGUCAAACUUCUUCUCAGAUUUUGGGAUGGACAAUGGGUUUCAAAAGAAACCUAAUGCUAGUUCUAAGGUUCAAGUGGAGGAAACUGAUGAAGCGAGAAAGAAAUUCACCAAUGCCAAGUCAAUUUCAUCAGCCCAAUUCUUUGGGGAUCAAAACAAAUCUGCCAUGGAUGCUCAAAUAUCAUUGCAGAGCUACUCGGGUUCCACAGCCAUCUCCAGUGCAGAUCUUUUUGGCCAGGGUUCAGACAAUAUGAAUGACUUCAAUGCAUCUGACUUGAUUAACCGCUUGUCUUUCCAGGCACAACAAGAUCUGUCGUCGCUAAAGAACAUAGCAGGAGAGACUGGGAAGAAACUGAGUAGCCUGGCAUCCAAUUUAAUGACAGAUCUUCAAGAUAGAAUUCUCUGAUGGCUGGUCGGUUUUGUUCGGUUCAACCUGUUUGUUGAAAACAAUGUGAAGAAAAACAUGGUGCUAUUAUAGAAGAAGACUUUAUAAUAUUUCUUUGUUUGUUUUUAUUUUGCAUAGAUGGUAGAGAGUGUCAGACCAGGAAUAUACUUUUGGAUAGAAAAUAUGACUAUAAAUUUGCUGAUGAAUGGUAUCCAUCAGACUUUGUGCUUUAA
Molecule: messenger RNA, 1576 nt
Organism: Impatiens glandulifera
Lineage: Eukaryota; Viridiplantae; Streptophyta; Magnoliopsida; Ericales; Balsaminaceae
Product: probable ADP-ribosylation factor GTPase-activating protein AGD9
Exons: 7
Coding region: 147-1364 (405 amino acids)
Biological process (GO): COPI coating of Golgi vesicle
Molecular function (GO): GTPase activator activity
Source: RefSeq, a predicted model, not a curated record